Pelobates fuscus (common spadefoot toad) is the source of this 1809-nucleotide messenger RNA. It is a transcript of the gene EIF2S3, whose product is annotated as eukaryotic translation initiation factor 2 subunit gamma. Gene Ontology annotation, molecular function: tRNA binding; GTP binding; translation initiation factor activity. The coding region runs from base 49 to 1467 and encodes 472 amino acids. The transcript is spliced from 12 exons. NCBI's taxonomy places the organism in Eukaryota, Metazoa, Chordata, Amphibia, Anura, Pelobatidae. Gene Ontology annotation, cellular component: eukaryotic translation initiation factor 2 complex; cytosol. The record is from RefSeq and is a predicted model, not a curated record. Gene Ontology annotation, biological process: formation of translation preinitiation complex.
GCAUUCUGGGAUCGUCCCCGCACAGCGAGCAACUUCCUCUUCUCCAAGAUGGCGGGUGACGAGCCGGGAGUGACUCUGGGCCAGCCCCAUUUAUCCAAGCAGGAUUUGGCUACCUUGGAUGUUUCAAAACUGACACCCCUUUCACCAGAAAUCAUCAGCAGACAAGCAACAAUUAAUAUAGGUACCAUUGGGCAUGUAGCCCAUGGAAAGUCCACUGUAGUCAAAGCUAUAUCUGGUGUGCACACUGUCAGAUUUAAGAAUGAACUGGAGCGGAAUAUUACCAUCAAGCUGGGAUAUGCCAAUGCUAAGAUCUACAAACUGGAUGACCCCAGCUGUUCCCGGCCUGAAUGCUACCGCUCUUGUGGCAGCAGUACACCAGAUGAAUUUCCAACCGACCUAGUCAACACAAAGGGGAAUUUUAAAUUGAUCAGACAUGUGUCCUUUGUGGACUGCCCAGGUCACGACAUCUUGAUGGCUACCAUGCUGAACGGUGCAGCUGUUAUGGAUGCAGCAUUAUUAUUAAUAGCUGGCAAUGAAUCCUGUCCUCAGCCUCAGACCUCCGAACAUUUGGCUGCCAUUGAAAUUAUGAAACUGAAACACAUUCUUAUACUACAAAACAAGAUUGAUUUGGUGAAAGAAAGUCAAGCAAAGGAACAGUAUGAACAGAUCCUUGCAUUUGUACAAGGAACUGUCGCAGAGGGAGCCCCGAUCAUUCCAAUCUCUGCUCAACUUAAGUACAAUAUUGAAGUAGUUUGUGAAUACAUUGUAAAGAAAAUCCCAGUGCCUCUCAGAGACUUCAUUUCUGAGCCAAGGCUUAUCGUUAUCAGAUCUUUUGAUGUUAAUAAGCCAGGAUGUGAAGUUGACGACCUUAAAGGUGGUGUAGCAGGAGGCAGUAUUCUCAAAGGAGUGUUAAAGGUAGGUCAAGAAAUCGAGGUCCGGCCUGGUAUUGUCUCCAAGGACAGUGAAGGAAAACUAAUGUGCAAGCCAAUAUUUUCCAAAAUUGUGUCUUUAUUUGCCGAACACAAUGAUCUGCAAUAUGCUGCUCCAGGAGGCCUUAUUGGUGUAGGAACCAAGAUUGACCCAACCUUGUGUCGAGCUGAUCGUAUGGUUGGACAAGUUCUAGGGGCUGUAGGUGCUCUUCCUGAAAUCUUCACAGAGCUUGAAAUCUCCUAUUUCCUUCUGCGACGGCUGUUGGGUGUCCGUACAGAAGGAGACAAGAAGGCAGCAAAGGUACAAAAGCUGUCUAAGAACGAGGUGCUGAUGGUGAACAUUGGCUCCCUGUCUACCGGAGGCCGCGUCAGUGCAGUGAAAGCUGAUUUAGGAAAAAUUGUGCUUACAAAUCCAGUAUGCACAGAAGUGGGGGAGAAAAUUGCUCUUAGCAGAAGAGUUGAAAAACAUUGGAGAUUGAUUGGCUGGGGUCAAAUCAGACGAGGUGUGACAAUCAAGCCAACUGUGGAUGAGGACUAAACAGAGGAAAAGACUCGAAGGCUGCUAGCAAUGUUUUUGAUAUACCAGACAGAAACACCUGCCACAUGCCCAGUAAGGAAUUUCUAUCAAUUUGGAUAUAUUCAGUGUGCACCAGACAUUUAGCAUUUGCCUAAUUCUAAUUUAUAUUUGAGCAAUAUCCUCAACACUGGAGGUUUGCUCAACUAGGUCUUCAAAGACCUUCUGGCGUAUUACACAUCAAAUUAUAUGCUUUUCUUACAAAGUAAACAAACAUUUUCUUCACUCUUCCUGAAGUAGCCAUGGCCUUUGGGACAACUUCCACCAGUGAAUGAAUGUCAAAAAAUAAAGUUUUAAAAGACCAAA